Molecule: messenger RNA, 855 nt
Organism: Aspergillus eucalypticola CBS 122712
Lineage: Eukaryota; Fungi; Ascomycota; Eurotiomycetes; Eurotiales; Aspergillaceae
Exons: 3
Coding region: 42-515 (157 amino acids)
Source: RefSeq, a predicted model, not a curated record
GACUGGCGGGUUGCUUUUCCUGCGUGGGCUUUUUGAUUUUUAUGUAUUUUUAUUUUAUUCUACUUUUUUACUUUCUACUCUUUUUGUCUGGGUUUAUCUCUAUUUUAUUAAUAUACUAUAUUAUUUGUCGUCAUUCUUGUCAUUCUUCGUACUUCUACGGUCUUUUCUAUAUGAAUUUCAACCUGAUCCCACAUUGGGUCAAUUCGGAGGGGCAACACGAGCGGGAUGACGAUGACGAUGCUGGGACCAUUUCCGACGGUCCAUCUGCUAAAAUUAUUGUCUCUCGAUGCGAAUGUUUCUCAUAUAUUAAAAACCACUGGCCCUACGGAAUAGCCCGCGCUACAACGGCCCGUCAUCGCGUGUGUCUCUUUGCUGCACCACAGCCUUCCGGUAACAAGCUCCCGUGUUGGGCUCGCCGUUUUCUUUCCCUCCCCCCAUUGUCCAUCGCUUGGGGGCCUCUUUCUUUCUUUCUCUCUUUUUUUUUUCGUUGCGCUUACCCGCCCACAGGCUGUUGACUGUUGAGCUGGUUGUUCUUAGUAGAGGAUCAGACCUCUGGCUAGUUGAGAGUAUCCCGAGAUCGACAGUGGCAGUGUCUUCCUGGGUACCGGCUAUCCACAACGUGUCCGUCACAAUUGUUUUUUUCAUUACCUGUCUGCUCGUCUGAAUUUGGUUUCAUUCUACCUUUUUGUAUUUCUAUUAUUUCUUUAUUUCUUUUUCAUCUUCGAAAUGCCCAGGAAUUAAUGAAAAAUUAUUCUUGGUGAAUCCAUGGGCCACGAGGUCCCACUCAGGAAAAGGGCGGAACGGCUGAGCUUCCCAGAGGCUGGGACGGAAGAACGGUUGAGAGUAGUUGGAAGG